Molecule: messenger RNA, 678 nt
Organism: Ailuropoda melanoleuca (giant panda)
Lineage: Eukaryota; Metazoa; Chordata; Mammalia; Carnivora; Ursidae
Gene: C2H1orf185
Product: chromosome 2 C1orf185 homolog
Exons: 5
Coding region: 4-678 (224 amino acids)
Source: RefSeq, a predicted model, not a curated record
CUUAUGGCUUCACCUAAUGGUUUUUUUAACCACUUAACUUAUUUCCUGGCUGCUGGCGCUGUUACUUUGGGAAUUGGUUUCUUUGCUUUGGCAUCAGCUUUGUGGUUCCUGAUUUGCAAACGAAGAGAAAUAUUUCAAAAUUCCAAAUUUAAAGCAACUGAUGAGAGAUGCAGGCAAAGAUCAUCAAAGGGAAAGAUUAAACCUCAUUCUCAGUGUGUCUUUAUUUCUCGAAAUUUUCAUACUGGAGGAUUCCAAUCACAGGAGGAGCAAAGAAAAAAGGAAACAGCACAUAUAAAAGUGAUUAAAGAUCACUCUAAAGAUGAAUUCUGCCUUGCAACAAAAAAGGUCAUUUGUGACCCCUCAGAGACUAGCUCGGCAACACAUCCCAGCAGUGUUACCUUAAGCUUAUCGACACUACCAUCUGAUUCUUAUUACAGCCAAAGUAUAGAAGCAGCUGAUGACUGGUUUUCUGAUGAUACUCUAGCGAAAAAGAGCUCUCCAAUGCCUUUUCUCAGGGAACCUCUAAUGGAAAAAGUAUUUUCAUACCUAUCAACAAUUUCAUUAGAAGAUUGUACUGAAAAUGUACUGAAUAUGACACUUUAUGAUGAUCAGAAAGAUGACAGCAUUAAGGAAAUAUUUUCACGAAGAAAUACAGAGGUUGAAAUACAAAACCUUUGA